AUGUCUGCUGCUAAAUUCGAUGACGCCGUCAAGAUUGUCGGUAGUAUGCCAAAAGAUGGUCCAGUUCAACCAACACAAGAUGAUCAAUUGAAAUUUUAUGGAUUGUACAAACAAGCUACCAUUGGUGACGUUAACACUUCUCGUCCCGGUAUGAUGGACUUUACCGGAAAGUACAAAUGGGACGCAUGGAAGAAGAAUGAAGGAUUAUCCCAAGAUGAUGCUAAAUCUCAAUACGUUGCCGCUUUGAUCGCCAUUCUCGAAAAGCACAGCGAUCAAGAGGAUGCCAAACAAUGGUUGAGUCAAUUGAAGUAAAGUAGACUUUCUUUGUUUUUACAUGCAUGUAGCGUAAAGGGAAAAAAAUAAUAAGAUCUUUCAUAAUUAUCAUACAAGCAUCAUAUUGAGAGGAUAUUGCCGAAUAGGCAAAUGAGAUAUACUUCCACGGGG
Messenger RNA from Meira miltonrushii, 444 nucleotides. RefSeq names its product acyl-CoA-binding protein. Gene Ontology annotation, biological process: fatty acid metabolic process. The transcript has 2 exons. NCBI's taxonomy places the organism in Eukaryota, Fungi, Basidiomycota, Exobasidiomycetes, Exobasidiales, Brachybasidiaceae. Gene Ontology annotation, molecular function: fatty-acyl-CoA binding. The record is from RefSeq and is a predicted model, not a curated record. The coding region runs from base 1 to 312 and encodes 103 amino acids.